AUGUCUCUGCCUGUUGCUGAAGAGAAUCCAUGGGCUGAGGAACUUUCACAGAGAGAAGUUGAUAUUGAGAACGAGAAUCAAGCGCCAAUAGUGGAUAAUAAUCAGAAUAAGAUACUGAAUUCUCCAGAAAUAACAUCACAAGAUUCGUCUCAAACAGAAUCAAAAACUUCUCCAAGGAUGAUUACACCUAAACAACAUAAAAAUAAAGUCAAAUCAUCAAGUUCAAGCCCCAAAAAAUUUGGUAAAAAUCUAUUACCUGCUGCUCAAUUAUCAUCAUCUCAACAACAUCAAAGUCAAAGAUUACAAAGAUCACCUUCUAGAAAAGUAUCACGUAUUAAAGGUAAUUCCAAAGAUCUUAUAUUUGGUGUUUGUAUAGUGAAUUUCCAUCAUCUUCGAGGUCCAGAAAUUGAAUAUACCAAGUUUCAUGAUGAUUCAACAAAUGAUUUUUCAAUAAUAUGGCCUCAUUUACCAUUUCAAGCUUUACCAGAUGGUGCUCAUUCAUUUGAAGAAACUUUUUCAUAUUUUACAUUAUAUUAUAAUGAAAAUGGUAACACUCAAACAAUAGAUCAAGAUUCUACUACAUUAUUUGCUAUAUCUUGUGUUCGUCAAAUAAGGACUGAAGAAUUAUUAGAAAAAGAUGAAGAUAUAACAAGAUCAAGUGUUCAAAAGGCUGUUGUGGUAAUUUUAAGACAACCCAUAUUUGGACAAAUUAAAGAAAAAUUAAGCAUUGUAACAAAUUCAUUUUUUGAACAAAAAAAUUUUAAUGAUAAAUUAAUUGUGGAUUUACUGUAUGAUAAUUUACAAACCAUAUAUAAUGAAGGAACUUCCUCAUCUUAUAUAGAUGAAAUGGAUUUUUAUUCAGGUAUUUCACUAAGAUCAUUAAUUAAAGAUUUUAAAAAAGAUGUACUUGUUAUAUUAAAAGCUAUGAUUUUAGAGAAAAAGAUUGCAUUUUAUGGUUCAAAUCCAACAAAAUUGUGUCAAACAGAAUUUGCAUUUAUAAGUCUUUUACCAAAUUUAAUUAAUAAUCUUUUGGAUUCUUCAUCACCUGAAUUAGAUAAUUAUUCUUCAAAUGUUAAGAUGACUACAAGUUUCCAAACAAGUGAUCGUAAUUCUGUUUUAGAUUUUGCCGGGUUCCCACUACAAAUAUUUGGUAAGAAUGGAGUAUUCGCUCCAUUUGCUCCAUUACAACAGUUUGAAGAUUUGAAAAAAGUUAAACAUUAUAUUAUGGGUACAUCAAAUGCACUUAUAUUAAAUCAAAAAUCUAAAUUAGCUGAUGUUUUAAUAAAUAUUGAUAACUCUACAGUGGAAAUUAUUGAUCAAGAAUUAAAUCAACCAUUAACUUUAACAAAUUAUGAUAAAAAAUGGUUAUCAAUAAUUAUAAAUAAUGUUACAUCAUCAUGGAAUGAUUCAUAUUCUGGUUAUAUAGGAAGUGAUGAUUAUAUUAGAUGGCAAUUUGAAGAUUAUUUAAUUGGAUUAUUAUCAAGUGUUAAAUAUGAUAAUUUUAUUAAAAAAUUUGAUGGAUCACCACCAUCAGAAGUAAUUAACAAAGAUUUUGAUAUAAAUCAAUUAAAAAAUUUCAAUCUUGGAUUUAUUGAAAUUUGGAAAAAGACAUCAAAUUAUAAAUUAUUUAAUAAAUUUACUGAUGAUAAUAUUUUUGACGUUUUUGAACCAAAACAUAUUUAUGUUGAUGAAAAUAAAUCACUUAGUGAAAAAUUUCAACAAUUUAAAUUAGAUAAUUCUAAAAAAUUUGAAGAUUAUAAAAAAGGAUUUUUAAAUAAAGAUACAAGUAUUCCAAAAGAGAAAGAAAAAGAAUCAAAAGAUAAGGAAAAAGAUUUAAUUAAUAAUGACAAUAAUAAUAAUAAUAAUAAUGGUAAUAAUAAUGACUCAAAUAAGAAAUUAAAUUCUCCUGGGAAAAUAUGGAGUUGGUAUAGCAGAAAAAAAGAAUCAAAAGAUGCAGAAUGA
Hansenula ciferrii is the source of this 1962-nucleotide messenger RNA. Its product is annotated as Late secretory pathway protein avl9. The transcript has a single exon. The record is from RefSeq and is a predicted model, not a curated record. Bases 1 to 1962 code for a protein of 653 amino acids. Gene Ontology annotation, cellular component: cytoplasm. NCBI's taxonomy places the organism in Eukaryota, Fungi, Ascomycota, Saccharomycetes, Phaffomycetales, Wickerhamomycetaceae.